Centropristis striata (black sea bass) is the source of this 2227-nucleotide messenger RNA. Its product is annotated as GTPase IMAP family member 7-like. The coding region runs from base 905 to 1948 and encodes 347 amino acids. The record is from RefSeq and is a predicted model, not a curated record. NCBI's taxonomy places the organism in Eukaryota, Metazoa, Chordata, Actinopteri, Perciformes, Serranidae. The transcript has 2 exons. Gene Ontology annotation, molecular function: GTP binding.
UCUCUUCUCCUCCACAGCCUCCCCCUUGGUUUGUUUAGUUGGUCUAGUUAUGUUGGUUUUGUUUAGUUGGUUGGUUACUUUGGCUUAUACACCUGCAUUUCACCACAUCGCAUGCAUGCACACACCUCACCACUGAUAUACUGACUUACAUAAUUAAGUUUCUUUGUGUUGCUUUCAGCUAAUUAAAUAAACAUUAUUUUAUUAUAACUUGAAUACAUGUGUGGUCUCCUUGUUUUGUCAUGAUCUAUGAGCUGGUUCAUGACAACACAUAUGACUGUUUUUUAUUGUAAGUGUAUUGUAAAAAAAAAUUGGUACAAUUAAACAUCAAUGCUGAGCACACCACAACAUGUAAAAUAGACUAAAUCAUAGAAUAGUUCCACAUUUAAAAUUGCAAUGAUCAAAUCUCACAACUAUGAAGAAAGAAAGAUGUGAAUGUGUCCUUUAAGCUAGAUGUUGUGAUUCUGUCUUUCUCCAAGGCUUAAAUCAAACUCCCUCAAUUCAAAACUCAAACAUUUUAUCCACUGGGUGGCGCUUUUUUAAAGUCUACCAAAAAAGUUGAACUCUAACCAGUGCAGUCACAUGAAACUACAAACUCACUGCCAAAUUAGAGGCUGUUCCAAGAUAUGUUUUUUCAUGAAUGCACUGUAGUUCUACUUGAAAUGAUCACUGACAAAAGCUUGCUGCACAUUAUGUCAGACAGAACAAUGGUCUGACACAUGAACCCUUUUCUCCCCCCCUCUGCCCUCAUUUCUUUACUUUCACUUUACUCAGCAGCAGCAGCAGCAGCAGCAGCAACAGGGAGGCUGCAGUGUGGACUGCUCUGAACAAAGGAAAGUUUUACCUCUAACAAAAGUUAAACUUCCCCGAACCAGAAAACCUCUUUAAACACUGACAUUACACAGACAUGGCAGCCAGCCGUUUGGAUGAAAACUUUCCUGAUGUCCAGCCUGGUGAGCAGCAGGAGGAUCCAGAGGAACCUCCCAUUAGGAUCAUGCUUCUCGGAAAGAGCGGAGUAGGCAAGAGCUCGAGCGGGAACACCAUCCUCGGGCAGCAGAUGUUCAAAUCCGACAUGAAGCUGAAGAGAGUGACGCCCUACUGUGAAAAAGAGAGUGGGACAGUUAAAGAUGUCCCCAUUGCUGUGGCUGGGACAGUUAAGGACGUGCCCAUCACUGUGAUCGACACACCCGGCCUGUUUGAGACACGCCGCAACAAGGAGGUAGUCGUGCGAGAUAUUCUGAAGUGUGUCAAGCUCCAGGAACCAGGACCUCACGUCUUCGUGUUGGUCGUCCCCGUGGGAAGGAUGACUCAGGAAGAUCAAGACACCAACACGCUGAUCGAAGAGAUGUUUGGUGCCAGAGUGUGGGACUACACCAUCGUGCUCUUCACCCACGGAGAUCGCCUGGAGGGGAAAACCAUAAAUGAUGUCAUCACGGAGAGCGAGGACAACCUCCGAAGCUUCAUACGCAAGUGCAGCGGCGGCUUCCACGUCUUCGACAACAAGAACCCGCAGGACCAGGACCAGGUGACGAGCUUUGUGGCGAAGAUCCAGACCCUGGUGGCCCUGAACGGGGGGCGUCACUUCCACACGAGCCUGUAUCCCACCAGGGAGAGGAAGAUUAGGACGAAACAGGAGAGCAUCUUGGCGGAGAGAGAUGCCGAGAUCUGUGGCAAGGAGAAGCAGCUAGAGGAGCAUUUCAAGGAGCAAGAGCUGAAGACGAAGAGGAAGGAGCUGUGGAGGAAAGAGGAGGAAAAAGCGAGGGAGGCCGCAGAGAUAUACAUCCGCAUGGAGUCCUACAUUUUUUGGAUCAUGCUCUUCAUGGGAGCAAUAGCGCUGCUGUGUGUGGCUGUAAAAUCACCAGGCAUUUGCCUUCCAGCAGCAAUUAACAUCAUUUUGUUUUUGUUCAAGGAGACUAUUCUUCGUUCAACUGUUUCAGGAAAAAUGUCAUAGCUUUCUAAGAAAAAUCAAUAAGCGUGGCAUUUUAUAGUUAGUCUAUAAUGGGCUUUCAAUUGAUGUAGUGGAUUUUAUACUGAAGAAACUGUUUUCAAAAACACGUUUUUGAUUAGAAAACUGAUAAAAAACAGGUUUUUGAUUUUGUAGCUUUCUCACUUCCUUGUGACUAAUCCUUAAUCCACUCUCACCUGUUAUAUACUGUAAUCAUGUCUAAUAAAAAUGAUUAAACUAAUCAUCAAUAAAUCUUGAAAUUAAAAAUUAAAUGAUAACCUGUAA